Molecule: messenger RNA, 2381 nt
Organism: Acanthochromis polyacanthus (spiny chromis)
Lineage: Eukaryota; Metazoa; Chordata; Actinopteri; Pomacentridae
Gene: yars1
Product: tyrosyl-tRNA synthetase 1
Exons: 14
Coding region: 159-1760 (533 amino acids)
Biological process (GO): tyrosyl-tRNA aminoacylation
Molecular function (GO): tRNA binding; ATP binding; tyrosine-tRNA ligase activity
Source: RefSeq, a predicted model, not a curated record
GCUUUCCCCUCGCGUUGAUGUGAGUCGAUAGCAGAGUCGAGGCCGUCGCUGAUGCAACACUGACAGUUUCACUGAUGCAACACGCUGACUGUUUCACUCAACCGGUUUCUCUCCCACACGUCACAUUAUUAGAAGUGUAAGUCAGAGGAUCCUGCACCAUGGCAGAUCAGCUCAAUCCAGAUGAGAAGUUCCACCUCAUCACCAGGAACCUACAGGAGGUUCUGGGAGAGGACAAGUUGAAGCAGAUUCUUCAGGAGAGGGAGCUGAAGGUUUACUGGGGUUCAGCGACCACUGGCAAGCCCCAUGUAGCUUACUUUGUCCCCAUGUCCAAGAUAGCGGACUUCCUCAAUGCUGGAUGUGAGGUCACAAUUCUGUUUGCAGACCUCCAUGCCUACCUGGACAACAUGAAAGCUCCCUGGGAGCUGCUGGAGCUCAGGGUGAAGUACUACGAACAGGUCAUCAAGGCCAUGCUGGAGAGCAUCGGUGUGCCUCUGGAAAAACUCAAGUUCAUCAAAGGAACUGACUACCAGCUCAGCAGAGAGUACACUCUGGAUGUGUACCGCCUGUCCUCCAUGGUGACGGAGCAUGACGCUAAGAAGGCUGGAGCUGAGGUUGUCAAACAGGUGGAGCAUCCUCUGCUGAGUGGUCUGCUGUACCCUGGACUGCAGGCUCUGGAUGAGGAGUACCUGAAAGUGGACGCUCAGUUUGGAGGAGUUGACCAGAGGAAGAUUUUCACUCUGGCAGAGAAGUACCUGCCCUCUCUUGGUUACGCUAAGCGUGCCCAUCUGAUGAACCCGAUGGUGCCAGGACUCACAGGGGCUAAGAUGAGCUCAUCAGAAGAAGAGUCAAAAAUCGAUCUACUGGACUCUAAAGAAGAUGUGAAGAAGAAGCUGAAGAAGGCUUUCUGUGAACCGGGCAACAUCCAGAACAAUGGAGUCCUGUCUUUUGUCAAAUAUGUCGUCUUCCCUCUACGAGGAGAGUUCUCCAUCAAAAGAGACCCAAAGUGGGGUGGAGACAAAGUUUACACGGAAUUUGAAGAAGUGGAAAAGGACUUUGCUGAGGAGCUGAUCCACCCUGGAGACCUGAAGGCCUCCGUGGAAACUGCUCUGAAUCAGCUACUGGAACCAAUCAGAAAGAAGUUUGCGAGCCCUGAGCUCCAAAAGCUGACCAACUCUGCCUAUCCUGGGACCUCAAAGACGAAGGCAGGAGGUAAGGGUGUUAAGGCAGGAGGAGGAGGUGGUGGAGGAGAAGAUGAUGAGCUGGCCCCUUCCAGACUGGACAUCAGGGUGGGCAAGGUCAUCAGUGUGGACAAGCAUCCAGACGCUGAUUCCCUGUACCUGGAGAAGAUCGACGUGGGAGAGCCGGAGCCGAGGACGGUAGUCAGCGGGCUGGUGGCCUAUGUUUCACAGGAGGAGCUGCAAGAUCGAACGGUGCUGGUGUUGUGCAAUCUGAAACCUCAGAAGAUGCGGGGAAUUGAGUCUCAAGCCAUGCUGCUUUGUGCCUCGAUUGAAGGAGAGCCCAGGAGGGUGGAGCCUCUGGACGCUCCUGAGGGUUCGUCACCAGGUGAACGAGUCUUUGUGGAAGGAUUUGAAACAGGCAAGCCAGAUGAAAGGCUCAACCCAAAGAAGAAGGUGUGGGAGAAACUACAGGUGGACCUGAAGAUAUCGGACGAGUGUGUAGCUCAGUGGAAAGACAAGCAGCUGAUGACCAAACUGGGACAGAUCACAUGUAAGACACUGAAAGGAGGCAACAUCAGUUAAACACACACAGUACAUUGACCAGUGAAGCUGCUCCUGCCGGCUGCACAACAUCAUGAAUACUUUCAUCAACAAAUUGCCAUUGCAACAUCAAACUUUACGUGGAUGUUUCUCGGGGAAUGAUGGGACACGGACGCCAAAAGUCUGAGACAGUUCAGACUGACUUAGAUGAAUUCUGCUAACUUUUAAUUCACUUUGAACAAAAAUUGUGUAACUAGUCAAGCUAAGGGUCAUUACUGUCUCUAUUGUUGGAGUUGAAUGUUGCUGCCGAUGCACUUAAAUGUACACAUACAACAGAUGUUCAGCAGAUUUGAAAUGACUGGUUCUGUUUAGUGAAAGGACAGUAGUCUGGAUUGCUCAUUAAUAAAGAAUACAUCAGGUUUCUAAAAAGGGACUUUCAGCACAUUUCCUGUUUAUCUUUAUAUUAAUAAUCAGGGCAGUAGCCAAUCUGCCAAACCUAGUUAAGAAGAAUGGGGUUUUAUGGGUUCCAGACAUCAGAUGCAUAUAAAAAUCAAUAUGCCUUGUACUGUAAGACGGUUGUAAAAUCCAUAUCUGGACAUGAAGAGUCAUAGUCAAUUAAUGCAUCAUCUCUAACAUGAAAUAAAUGCUGGCGGAACAGUGCAA